GAGUCUCUGCUCUGGUGGGCCAGCCCGGUCUUUCCGGUUUUCUUUCCCCCCAACUUCCGGACUGGUCGGGUCACGGAGCUCCUCGGCACCGGCAAGCGACCGCUGUGCAACUGAAGACUGACGUGUUUGUUUUCGGCCCAUGGGGCCAGGCUGGUCUGGGCUGCCGCCGGCGUCAUGUCAGACACAGACAGCGAUGAGGAUCCCGCCGGAGGAGGCCCGUUUUCUCUAACCGGGUUCCUGUUCGGCAACAUCAAUGGAGCGGGGCAGCUGGAGGGCGAAGGCGUCUUGGAUGAAGAGUGUAAGAAGCAUCUUGCAGGCUUGGGGCCUCUGGGUCUGGGCAGCUUGAUCACUGAACUCACGGCAAAUGAAGAACUGGCUGGGCCUGACAGGGCCUUGGUAGAUGAUGAAGGUGAAGUGUGGGCCAUGGGGACUGUCAUGUGGGUUAGGGGAGGGGGCUAG
Molecule: messenger RNA, 459 nt
Organism: Acomys russatus (golden spiny mouse)
Lineage: Eukaryota; Metazoa; Chordata; Mammalia; Rodentia; Muridae
Product: transcription initiation factor TFIID subunit 1-like
Exons: 2
Coding region: 175-459 (94 amino acids)
Biological process (GO): RNA polymerase II preinitiation complex assembly; transcription by RNA polymerase II
Cellular component (GO): transcription factor TFIID complex
Molecular function (GO): TBP-class protein binding; RNA polymerase II general transcription initiation factor binding; histone acetyltransferase activity
Source: RefSeq, a predicted model, not a curated record